AUGUGCUUCGUGUCCUUCUGCGGUAUUCCACACAGUCGGCCGAACGCGUGGGAGGUGCUCCAGGUGCCUCCGCCGGCAACGUGGAAGGACGAAGAUGAUACACCUCAUUUGUCUCUUGAAGUACACGAGCUCAAGUUCUACGCCGACUUCUACAAGGAACAUCAUACAUGCUGCUGGCCGCGGCUAGUCCUCGACGCCCACCUCGGGAAAUCAUCCGAGGAGGUAGCGCACGCUCAGUCCACUAGUACCGCGUCUGAAGACCUCGGGCGGACCUCUCCCGGACCGAGCGGAGCGGCCGAAGACGCUGCCGGGGCUUCUUUGGCGCUCUACGUCAACCAUGUAGCUGAGGUUAUGGAGCAGUUGUAUCGGAGCCAACUGGCGAAGGUGCCUCGCGCCGCAUAUGCGCGUCGCGCGGUGUUUCACCAAGGGGUGCCACCUGUGCUACGCUGCCAUAAACACAAUGACUCCUUCGUCUACCUAGUAAGUGGUCAGCUCCGACUGUUUCACAGGUGCCGUACAAGGAAGUCGGUGCGUGCUCACCAAGUUGAUGGGUGCGAAAGUCGCUGUACGCAUGGACCCACUGUUGAAGACGUCGCGCGCGACUUGUUUCCACUAGUGCUCAUCAUGGCACCUAGAGAUGACUGUGCUGCGUACGUCGACGCCGAGCCACCCGUCGCCUCUGCAGCGACGCAGUGGCGCACGAAACCUCUUGUCCUAGCCCUUGAGAGGGUAGAGGUCGUGGGCUCACCAUCUCUGAAUGAAGCUGGGGAGGAGGACCAGGUGUGGUGCGCUGCCUACACACCCUUCACGUGGGUCUGCAACCCGCUGGGGAACCAGAAGGCCUCUGUGCUGGCCAAGUCGCCCGCUGCCAUGCGUCGAAUGCCGCGGACACAACAGCACGAUGCAGUGAAAUCCACCUCCUUCAAGCGAACUGCAAGAGCACAACCUCUCACUUUGCCAGGCACAGAGGUAGGGGAUUCGCUACAGCCCCUGUGCCUCUCUUUCAUGGUGUACGCUUCCCAGUAUACGUGUGAGGCCGUGCGGAAGCGAGUGGUGCAGUCGUUGGCAUCUAGAGACGUCUACAACCUUCAUGUUACCAAGAGCAUGCGCUUCGGCCUUGGAGGUGCGGACCUUUACAAGCGGACCGUGCUGGGAACAGAUGAGGAGGCGCUCUCGCACGCGCGAAGUCGUCGACCUGCCCAGCUGAUGCGACUUCUUGACGACCAGCUGGAAUGUGUCGUGAACGGGACUUCGAAAGUAGCUGACUCCGAAGAGAAACGGAAUAUCACCUCAGGCGACGGGGCUACGAGGGAGUUCGUGGGGUCUCCACCGUUGAAGCUGCCUCGCCAUGAAGCGGAUGGCGAGGCUCCGUUAAGAGCGGGUGAUGUGAAGUGCCAAUUACCUCGCUUAGUGCCCUCAGUGACAACAUAUCCUAUUGCACAGCUCUCUACGAUGAGGCCGAUCGUGCGGGAAUGGUGCCGACUUCCCAGAUCCACUACACUCGCCUCCGUGCUACCCCGACCAACAAGCAUCACCUCGCCGCACAGCGGCUGGCCGCUGCGCGUGCGACGCCACUCAAACGAGGGCUCAGCUCACGUUGUGGAGCUGUCUUCACUCGCUACUCUGUGGGAUCUAGCGGCGGCACUGCGCAAUGUGCCCCCAUGA
Messenger RNA from Leishmania braziliensis MHOM/BR/75/M2904, 1665 nucleotides. RefSeq lists its product as hypothetical. The record is from RefSeq and is a predicted model, not a curated record. Lineage: Eukaryota; Euglenozoa; Kinetoplastea; Trypanosomatida; Trypanosomatidae. The transcript has a single exon. The coding region runs from base 1 to 1665 and encodes 554 amino acids.